GAUGGACUGAACGAUUCGCAAAACCUCUUGACGUCCCUGUAGAUUGAUAGGUUUCAUCGCAUUGAUAGGGAUCAAUGUCUAAAACAAACGGCCACCGCUUGCUCCUUGGCAACAUGGGUUCAGGAGGUGGCUCAACGAAGUGAACGACAUAGCAUACAGCCUUACACUGCAGUCGCCAAACCCACGCAACUCAAGCCACUCCGCCAGGUCAAUAGUUCAACGAUACGGAUGUUGAGCCACAGCAUCUUCUGCUCUUGCGGUCAGAGUAUCAGUCGGCAUCUCAUCAUCACCUCCCCGAAUGAUGAAUGGAUGGAUGGAGACACUAUCCAACCCACAUCUCCUGUUCCAUUACCCUUGGAGGACGAACAGGAGGAGACAGGUGGUGUGGAAAAAGGUCCGGACACUCGCUGGGUCUGGUUUGGAAUAAGCGCGUCCGGACUUUGUUUUCCCACACCACCCUGGGAGAAUGAUGAUCUUGACUUCAAGUCCACCGAGAAGAACAACUACAUAAGCCCGUUCUUUCCCUCCCGUUUCCAAGCUUAGGUCGUCAUCAACACAAGCUUCUCAUUCAUCACACUCAUUACCAACCCAACAGCCACUAAAUUACUUACUUAUUAUCAUAACCAUUUUAAACACCCAACCAACCAAAACACCACCACCAUCCAAAAUGAAGACCACCACCUCUUUCUUCGCCUACCUCCUCGCCGCCUCGGCCUCCACCGUCUUUGCGGCCGCCAUCCCCCGCUCCAACAGUUUCUCGCCCGUCCAGCAGGCCAAGGCUGCUCUCGAUGGCGUCUCUGACAACGUUCCCGUCGCGGGCCACUAUGUGCAGCAGGUGAAGGACAUCGUUCCUCCGGUUGAUGGGGCUUCUGAGGUUCCCACUUCCGCUCACGCCGCCGCCGCCCCCGCUGACGCUGCCGUCCCUGCUGCCGAGGCCGAUUCUUUUGGCGACUUUGCCGACUUUGCCGACGCUGCCCCUGGCGUCCCCGCUGCUAGUGUCCCUGCUGGCGCCGCCACCCCUGCUAAUGCCGCCGCCGCUCCGGCCAAGGCCGCCGACAAGGUCAACGAUGACGAGAAGGCCGCGCCCGAGGCGCCCUCCGCGCCUUCCGCGCCUUCCAUCCCCACCAUCCCUACCACGGCUGAGGUCGCCGGCAAGGUCGACGAUGCCGCCAAGGCCGUCACGCCCGAGGGUGCCUCUGUCCCCUCCGUUCCCGCUGAAGCCGCCGGCAAGAUCAUUGAUGACGCCAAGGCCGCCGUACCCGAGGGUUCCUCCGUCCCUGCCGCUGCCUCCGGUCCCGUUGAGGCCGCCGGCAAGAUCAUUAAUGACGCCAAGGCCGUCAUCCCCGAGGGUGGUUCCGUCCCUACCGCCGACUCCGUCGGUGAAGCCGCCGGCAAGAUCGUUGAUGACGCCAAGGCCGCCGUGCCCCAGGGUUCCGCUGUUCCUGCCGCCGUCUCCGCCCCCGCUGAGGCCGCCGGCAAGAUCAUUGAUGACGCCAAGGCCACCGUGCCCGAGGGUUCCUCUGUCCCUUCUGUCCCCUCCGUCCCUUCCCUGGUUGACGCCGCCGCCGAAAAGGUCAACGAUAGCGCCAAGAACAUCGCGCGCGGUCUUGCCGGUCUCCCCUCCCUCAACGACGCUCCUCUCGGGGGCGAUGUCGUCAACCAGGUCGGUAAGAUCGUCGAUGGCGCCGCUGGAAAGAUUGCGCGCCGUCUUGCCAACCUCCCCACCAUCAACGGCGCUCCUGUCGGGGGCGAUGUCGUCAAGCAGGUCGAAAAGAUCGUCAAUGACGCCACUAAGAAGAUUGCGCGCGAUCCUGCCGGUCUUCCCUCCAUCAACGGCGCUCCUCUCGGGGGUGAUCUCGUCAACUCUGUCGGCGGGCUCCUCGAUAGCGUCAAGGGCGGCGUGCCCGUCCUCAACUCCCUCGGCGGCGGUCACCGCGUUUAAAUAAUUGGGUGUGAAGAAACGGGUCCAUGAUUGCAGGAAUGUAGUUGAAUGAGGAGUUGGUAAACAAGAAAAUUGGUGGGGUGGAGGAGGAUUUAAUGACAUGGGGGAUGAGAGUGCACGCGAGGAUACCCGGUACCUACCUAGUCAUAUCCCGAUAAUAGUUAUUUUUAAUGGACAUUUGAACCUUUCAACAUUUCGUCUGCUCUUCGAAUCUCU
This is a messenger RNA of Neurospora crassa OR74A, 2158 nucleotides long. RefSeq lists its product as hypothetical. The coding region runs from base 668 to 1942 and encodes 424 amino acids. The transcript has a single exon. NCBI's taxonomy places the organism in Eukaryota, Fungi, Ascomycota, Sordariomycetes, Sordariales, Sordariaceae. The record is from RefSeq and is a predicted model, not a curated record.